CAUGUCAAAUAAAAAAAAGACGGAAAUUAACUUCGAUAGAAUCGAUAAACAAGUUCAUAAAGCUGUUUUGGCCGAUGAAAAAUACAGUCGGGAAAAUGACGCAAAAUUUCGAGCUCUUCAUCAAAAAGUAGCGACAUAUGAUGAAUUUAAAGGCAUAGUUGAAGCUUCUCACUUAAAACCAUUGGACAAAACUGAUAAAAUUACUACAAGUGGUACAUUUCAACAAGUAUGGAACUCACAAGCAUCAUCCAAGGAUGGUGACGACUUAGAGACAAAUCCGUUGAACCUUAAUCUAGUUAAUAUUCCAAAAAAUAGUUCCGAUUUUUGGAAAGAGUGGAGAAACAUUAAAAUAUCUGAAGAGAAAACUAAUUACCUUCUAAAAUUUAAAGAUAGUCAAAUAAGGCAAUUUUUCAAAAUGGAAAUACCAAGCGAUCAACUAGAAAGUUUGAUAAAGAGUUUAUCAUCUGUUGGAGAAUUAAAUCGACUGUCUACCAUAAUUGAAUGUAUUCAAAACUCAAAAAGAUUCAAUUUAGCAGUAUCUUUUAUGAGUUUAGAGCUAAAAAGAACUUUGCAAGAGUUAACAAUGAAAUUAGAAUCAAUUAAUCCAGAUUUAGUAACAAGUAUGAUGAAAAUUUUAUCGUUGUAG
Dimorphilus gyrociliatus is the source of this 646-nucleotide messenger RNA. Lineage: Eukaryota; Metazoa; Annelida; Polychaeta; Dinophilidae. The record is from the annotation of a GenBank genome assembly.